AUCUACUUUUCGGUGAUGAAUUUUAUUAGUUAUGUUACAUCAAAGCGCGAAGUGAACGACACUAAAAAAUGGGAAUGAUUAACAUUUGAAUUUACAAAGAUGCAUAUGAAAUAAGUUUAUUUUCUUUUCAAAUAUCAUGGAUUCAAGUUUUUCUCGGGUACCUUCAACGGGUUUUAAUCUUAAUGCGCAACACACUCCAACAAGAAGUACUGGAAUUCUAAGUCAAAGUGGCGCAAUGCGAUACGGUUCUCCCGGCCAUGGUUCAAAUAUGAGCACUUUUUUACCUGGAUAUCUAUUAGGAGGACAGUCACCAUCGUACAUGGAUACAUCGUAUGGUCAAAUUACUCGUAGCAAGAGUCCUGGAAAAAUGAAGUCAUGGUCACCAUCAAGGUCUGGUGGCCAUAACUAUAGUGUUAUGGCAAGAACAAAUGCAAGUAGGGAGAGAAGAGAUGCAACUCAACUUGCUCAUAACUUAAAGGAAAAUCAUACUCCUAAGAGUAUGUUACGAGGAAAAGCUCCUCCUGUGGCUGAUUUGUUUACAGAAACUACUAGUCCAACACGAAAUAAGACUUCAUAUAUGAGAGAUGGGCAAAAUAAUGAUGUUCACAUGACAACGCUAACAUCAAAUGCUUAUUCACCCAAUUUAAUGAUGCAACAUAGUGGAGCUACAGAUAUUAGAGAACAUUUGAUGGGUCCAUCAAAAAAAGUUUUGUCUUCUCCUGCUCAAAUUGAUCCAUUCUAUUCACAAGGAGACAAUAUAAGUACAAAUAAAGUCUUAGAUGAGUGUUGUAUCACUGCUUUUGGGUUUCCUCCCUCUGCUAGCUCAUAUCUUUUGCAACAGUUUUCACAAUAUGGAAGCAUUGUUAAACAUGAAGUUUCUUCAAAUGGCAAUUGGAUGAAUAUAAAAUAUCAGUCUAAGCUACAAGCAAAAAAGGCUUUGAGCAAAAAUGGAAAAAUAUUUGGUAGUAAUAUGAUGAUAGGUGUUAAGCAGUGCAUUAAUAAGGAGUUCAUGUUUGAUUUGGGGAAAGAAAAUUUACCCACACCAAGUACAAUCUCUCAAUCAUAUUCCUCUAACAUGCCUGUGUCAUCACCUUCAAGAAAAACUCCCAUACGUCCUUUGACUGCUGCAUAUCAGGCAGUUAGUAGUGAUCUUGAGGUUACAGGAACUGCCUCAAACACUCCACAAAAAAAUAACAAUUUAGUUUCCAAGGCUAUGGAAUAUGUUUUUGGCUGGUGAAUUUGCGAAGAGAUAUAUCCAAAGACCAAGAAAUGAAAAAGAAACGUGAAGAUUCAUUAUAGCUACAAUAAAUAAUGUUAUGACAAAUGACUUCCUUGGCUCCAAAUGUGGACACUGUUUUUUUUUCCAAAACAAAACGAAAUCGGAGGGAAAACCGGUGGUUCAAAAAAAGCUACAAUAAAAGAAAAGACCAAAAAUUUAGAAAAUUUCCUCAAAUUUUUGUAGUUUUAAGAUGUUUCGUAUUUUUGUUGUUUUCAAUGAUUACGAUGAUCUACUUUCCGUUGAAGUGACAAACGAAUUUAAACGUUUCUUUCAUUGAAGUCAUGACUAAAAAUUUUAUUGUAAUUGGCUCCCUAGGAGCUUCUCACCUUUCACAAAGACAAUAAGUAAUCCUUCAAUGCGUUUGAAUAAAAAAAAAUUCAUUAGAA
Molecule: messenger RNA, 1665 nt
Organism: Xenia sp. Carnegie-2017
Lineage: Eukaryota; Metazoa; Cnidaria; Anthozoa; Malacalcyonacea; Xeniidae
Product: nucleoporin NUP35-like
Exons: 13
Coding region: 137-1237 (366 amino acids)
Biological process (GO): nuclear pore organization; NLS-bearing protein import into nucleus; regulation of DNA-templated transcription
Cellular component (GO): nuclear pore nuclear basket; nuclear pore central transport channel; nuclear membrane
Molecular function (GO): phospholipid binding; structural constituent of nuclear pore; single-stranded DNA binding
Source: RefSeq, a predicted model, not a curated record